Melitaea cinxia (Glanville fritillary) is the source of this 2088-nucleotide messenger RNA. Its product is annotated as fibrous sheath CABYR-binding protein-like. The record is from RefSeq and is a predicted model, not a curated record. The coding region runs from base 1 to 2088 and encodes 695 amino acids. The transcript has a single exon. NCBI's taxonomy places the organism in Eukaryota, Metazoa, Arthropoda, Insecta, Lepidoptera, Nymphalidae.
AUGCCGCGCGCGUUGCCGUUUCUGCUACCGCUAUUCGCGGUCGCGGGACUCGCGACCAGCGCCGAUGUCUUCGUAAUCGCCGACACCGCCAACCAAACACUCGUCAUCGCGGACAACGCGAAGGAAACUAUCGCGGAAGUCAACGAUAUCGCUCUAGCAAACGACACCGUCUCCGAAUCAGAUGGUGAUCACGAACCGAUUGUGCGCAAGAAACGUACCUUUGGAGACGUCGUGUUUAGGGGUUUAGCUGAUGUUCUUGGAUACAGUGUAGCCAGAAAACCUCCUCAGGUUGCGUUCCCGCCGCCACUCGCGCCGGUACCGGGUAUAGAUACGCCAGUUCAAGCUCUACCUGAUGGUGUAUAUUCGGUUCUAGCAGCAGCGCCAGCUCCUGCGCCUGCACCAGCACCCGCGGCACCCCCCUGUGGGGCUCCUCGAGCUGCGGCACCUCCACCCUGCAGAGCCCAGGCACCUCCGCCACCUCCGCCUAAACCAACUCAGCCUCCGUGUCCAAGACCGAGAGCCAAUCCAAGGCCCAAACCCAAGCCUACCCCGAAACCAAGGCCACCUCCGCCACCUCCGCCACCACCCUGUGCAACACCGCGCGCUAACCCGACAACUCCGUCGCCUUGUGCUCCUCCGCCGCCACCUCCGCCUCCACCAAAGGCAGACUCUAAUCUUGAGACUAUUACGUCUAACUUGCGUUUAAAUUUUAAUUUUAAUAGAGCUCCAGCGACACCUGCUCCUGCUCCAGCUGCUGAAGAAGAGGAAUAUGUAGAACAGGAACAAAUUAGACCAUUAGCGAUUCAACCCCGAGCAGCACAACUACCUUUGGAACCACCACGCUCGCCGCGGGUCUACUUAGAUGCAUUUGUCGUCCAAAAUGGAGUAGCUCAAAAGGUUCACGCAGUCGAUGCUCGAAAUUUAAAUCGGAACCAAGCUGACGAUGAUUAUUUGGUCUAUGACGACGAAGAGCAACCAGAACAGAAUCAGGACGAUGAAUAUGAGUAUGUAGAAGAAUCUCGGGAUCGCGCUAAAGCUGUGCAAGAAUUCGGUAAUGCAGUCGAUCGAUUCUGGGAACAGAAACAAAAGAAGCCCAAAAGGAAACGUCCAGCAAACGAUUAUCGAAAUGUCCAUUUUGGUGAUCGUGAUUUGGUCAACCAAUUUCGUGACCAAAGUAAAGAACAAAAACUUCAGAAUCUUCAAAAAGUUAAACCAAACUCUAAUCGCAUUCCCUUACCAAUACCCGAGGGAGAAGACGAAGAUGAAGUGACGACGACGACUCAAGACCCUCGUCGACGACUGAAACCACGUGUACUACCACCCACUGAACAUAAUCCAAAUCAGAUUGAUACAGUUACUGUUCGUGUACCACCCAUAUAUAAAGAAAAACGACCAAAGAAACUCCAUCGAAAGCACCCGGAGCAACCAGAUCGCGAUGAAGAGGAAGAUGCUGAAGCAGUCCAAGAAUCAGGUGAGCAGGACUUCUCUGACUCCGAGACAGAAAACAGUGACACAGACCCUCAGACAGAGAAGCCGAAGCGCAAGCGCCGUCGUAAGAAAACGAGAAGAACAAGAUCGACAGACGAGCCUUACGCCGCCGGAGACUAUGACUACUACGGCAAGAAACUUCCGAUAUCCGAAGAGGAGCAAUAUUUCCGUGGAUUAACGAUUCCACCGCCAACUAAGGACGCAGACUUGGCUAGGUUAGAGGAAGGAGAAGGCGAAGAAGGUCAUUUCUUGGAUGAUCACGAAAGACUUCGCGAUGACCCAGAAAGAAUAAAAAGCACUUCGAAAAAUUAUGACAAGGAACGCGUGGACGAUAAAGAAAGGGCGGAUGAGUCUGAAAGGUCUGACGAAAGCGAACGCUCUUACAAGGAAGACGAGCGUACGGGAGAGAAUGAACGAACCGGUGAAAACGAGCGUAGCGAUGACGAAACCGAGAGAACAGACAAGUUGAGUCCCAACGCACGAGUGCGAGAAACAAACUACCAGAACAAUUACGUACGUGCCCAUAACGUUCAAGUCGACGACCCUCGGCCACUCGUUUCAACUGUCAAAAAGAAAACCUCAAAGAUCGGCAAAGCCUGA